GCACAUCUAGUGAAUGAGACCUGCACACACAGUCAGUUGCUCACACGCUUCAAGAGGAGGAGAUCUUCAGAGGCACACUGUGUUUGGAGUAUAACGGGACUUUAAAGUCUUCGGUUUGCUGAACAGGAUCUUCCGAGGGCAGGAUGGAAAACACGUGUGAGGUGUGGAAACGGUGAGACGACGCAGUAACCUGGAAUAAUAGAGCGUAGAGACGGCUCAGACUGUGGCUGAUGCCUCAAAACACGCUGACCCUUGACCCUGCGAUGCCCACCGAGCUUGUGAAAGAUACCAUGACGAUCCCCGGAGCUCCUGAGCGAAUCCUGGCAGAGAAAACCAACAACAAUGAACCACCGGCGGCAACGGCCGUCACCAUUCCUUUGGUCAACGAGGUGCAGUUAACGGCGGCCACCGGCGGAGCCGAGCUGUCCUGCUACCGCUGCACCGUGCCAUUCGGCGUGGUGGUCCUAAUCGCCGGGAUCGUGGUGACCGCCGUCGCGUACAGCUUCAACUCUCACGGCUCCACCAUAUCGUACUUCGGACUGGUGCUGCUCUCGGCCGGGCUGGUGCUGCUCGCGCUGAGCGCCGUCUGCUGGAAGGUGCGGAUGGAGAGAAAGAAAGAAAGAAGAAGAGAGAGUCAGACAGCCCUGAUGGCCCAUCAGAGGAGCAUCUUCGCCUGAUUUGACACAAGCACGGACUCCAAAACCUUCACAAUGAAUGAGUCAAAGCAUCGUUCCGACUCGCACUUGGGACAAUGUCCAGAUGUUUUGCCUCAGUUCAGACCAACCGAGUGCUCUCGGAGAAAACCGAAUGACAGGAUUUCACAAAUGGGUCUCAGAAUGAGCGUUCGGAGAAUUUAAUUGAGACAGACUUGCAGCUGCAUGUGUCCAGAUGUUGAGAGGCACAGCUGCAAAAAAAAAAAAAAAAAAAAAAAGAUUUUCUUACUUACUAGUAUUUUUGUCUUGUUUUUCAUUACAAAUACCUUAGAUCAAAGUCUUGUUUCUUUUGAAAAAUUGAUCAAAAUGAAGCGAGUUAUCUUAAAAGAAGAAAAAAUGUCAAUGGGGUCAAAAGAAUAAUCCCUUUGAACUUUACUUAAGUUUACUUUUCUUACUCCAUUGACGGAUAUUUGUUCUUGCUGUUUUUGUUUGUGUCCCUUUAAAUGCAAACGAGCUGCUGCUCCCGAACCCAUUUCCAGAAGAGGGCGGAGCUUUAACAGCUCGCGCUUUGGUUGCUCAACAACAACAAAGCUGGAGAAUCUCACGCAGCCAAAAUGAGGAUUGUCAGUAACAGUGUUCAGCCUUACAUUGUUCAAACCAGAGUCGGACACUGAUGGAGAGACUCAGGAAAAAGUUACAACUUAUAGAAUGAAACUGGACGUUUCUGAACGGUUAGUGGAUAAAUUUAUGUAGUUGCUGUGGAGUUGAUUCAACUCAUCGACUAGCAUGUGCCGUCAUGUUAAUCUUUUGUGCAAAUCCAGCGGUGAAUUGAUGUUAUUGUCAUUUGUUUUUUGAACAUUCAAGCAUGAAAACCUGUUGUAGUAGAGCUCAAAAAAGGGCAUAAUAGUCCCUUUUUAAGUAAUUUUGCUUUUCAAGUAAAUGUAUCUUCAUUUGAGAAGAUAUUUGUACUAGAAAACAAGACGAAAAUAAUUUUUUUGCAGUGUGGGAAAACGGUUAUGUUCGUUUUAACGACCUCACAGCUUCUGAUGGACCGCAGCGCUAGCCGACCUUUAAAGUGGUUCGGAAGCGCUUUCUUUCUUUUUGUUUUCUGCUCUGUCUCUUUUGCCUGUCAGGCAGGACCGUUCGGUUAUCCGGGACGCGAGCCAAGGCGAACGCAUCAAAAUUAAGACCAGUAACCGCUGCGCAAACCCAGAGAUGGGAAGUGCCGUAUUAACCCCCGGCUGCUUCCUGUUCGGCUGGAUUAAUGGAAAGACGCACUUUGAGACAUAAAGGAAAGGGAGGAAAAUGAGGAAAUGAAGAACAAUGAUUUUUUCUUCAUUGAGAGCUUCUUUCUGACACCCAGCUUCUUUAUAUGUUGCUAUCGUGAACGUAUGGUACUUAUUUCACUAGUAUUAUAAUGAUAUAUUAAACAACAAUGGGCUGGAAAACCAGAAGCUAUUAUUUUCUUUUAUUGAAUUUAUUUUGUUUAUAUUCUUAUACUUCAGACUAUGAGGACAGAUACAUGACAUGCUCUUACUUGAGCGGUAUGUGAAGUAACUUAAAAAGACUGAUAACCACAUUUAAGAUGACAGUAUUAUGUGAUUUUUGUGUAUUUGAGCACUUUUUAACAAAUCGUGAAUCAUUGAUUUCAGGUGUUUAUUCUUAAUGGGAGAAUGAUAAGAAUGUGUCUUAAUAAUUCAGUUUCAGAUUAUUUUAUGAUUGUAAUCGUCAUAAGGUUUCAUUAUGUCUUUGGAAAUGUUAUAUCUGUAAGCUGUUGACAAAACUAUUUUUAAUAAACUCCUGUGAAACAGAA
This is a messenger RNA of Ctenopharyngodon idella (grass carp), 2466 nucleotides long. RefSeq names its product transmembrane protein 100a (gene tmem100a). Gene Ontology annotation, biological process: cellular response to BMP stimulus. The record is from RefSeq and is a predicted model, not a curated record. Lineage: Eukaryota; Metazoa; Chordata; Actinopteri; Cypriniformes; Xenocyprididae. The coding region runs from base 231 to 677 and encodes 148 amino acids. The transcript has 2 exons.